This is a messenger RNA of Gigantopelta aegis, 3267 nucleotides long. Its product is annotated as putative neuropeptide Y receptor 11. Gene Ontology annotation, cellular component: plasma membrane. Bases 183 to 1268 code for a protein of 361 amino acids. Gene Ontology annotation, biological process: G protein-coupled receptor signaling pathway. Gene Ontology annotation, molecular function: G protein-coupled receptor activity. The record is from RefSeq and is a predicted model, not a curated record. The transcript has 2 exons. NCBI's taxonomy places the organism in Eukaryota, Metazoa, Mollusca, Gastropoda, Neomphalida, Peltospiridae.
AUAACAUCACGUUGGUGACAUACACGGUGUAUUACACGAGUGGGGGCUUCUUAAGAGAAUAAUACAUUUACAGCAUAUCAUGGUUGAGGAUUUGGCAUCACCGCAAAAAGAUGACCCACGAUCUUCAAAACCAAAAUUGAGGAUAACCCAUUCUGUUUGUUAAAGUCGACAUCAUUUUCAAAAUGGAUGCUGACGAUCUUCAAUCACUGGAGGAGCAAAACAUAGUCACGUGGCCAGCAAUCUUCUACGCGGGGAUAAUCCUUCCAUUUUCCGUGAUUGGAAACGCCGCCGUCAUCCUGGUGUUCUUCCUCAACUUCAAACCGAGCGCCACGAGAAGUUUCAUUCUUGCCAUAGGAUUCUUCUCCCUGGGUCUGGGCGCGGUGGCCCUUCCCGUGGAAAUCUACUCCCUCUUCCACAUGUACACGUUCCCCCACGACGCCCUGUGUAAGAGCUACGUGUUCGUGGAGAUAUUCUGUACGUUCGGCUCGGCGGCCGUCCUGCUGGUUGUGGCUAUCCACAGGUACAAGAAGAUCUGUCAGCCCUUCAAAGUGCAGAUGACUCUGACAAUGGCCAGGAUCCUGCGAGCCAUCGUCUGCGUCUUGGCUCUGGUUCUGGCUCUCCCCACGUUCAUACUGUACGGAACAAAAACGGUGGAAAUACCGGGGACGCGACUGCGAGGCAAAGCCUGCGGAAUCGAGAAUGACUUCAAGGGUUCUUUCUACAUCACCAUCUACCACUACAUGUUUCUCACCGUGUUCGUGGGUGGGGGAGUGACCAUAGCCGUCCUCUAUACUCUGGUCGCAAAGAAAGUCUUGCUGCUGCUUCGCUGCAAGUGUAAACGCGUCAUUUCUCACGACAACUACAACAACGUCAUCAGAGAGAUGAUGCAGACGGUAAAGAAGAGGACGGAGUCGCAGCGUAGCGACCAGUGGGCUCCCAAACGGACGUCCGGGCGGUCGGACGGCAGCAGGAGGCGGCGGUCGAUAGCGCAGUCUAAGAGAACGACGUCGAUGCUAGCGGUGACCACGUUGGUGAUCUUCGUCAGCUUUCUGCCCAGUCUGAUCAUCCGCACGACGGAGGAGUUCAACUUUGACCUCAUUUCCAACAUGUCGGUAACAGAACAGAUGGUCUAUCACGUGUUUCUCAGGUCCUACUAUUUCCACUGCGCCGCCAGUCCCAUCAUAUACGGAGCAUUCAAUGCCAAGUUUAGACACGAACUCAGGGCGUUGCUGCUGAAUAGACAUACUGGCGGAGACGUAAGUGUGUGACAACAAUAGUCGUUAGUUCAUCACAUGUAUUAACUGUUAGGGGUCCAUGUAUUAACUGUUAGGGGUCUAUCGUAGUUCAUGACAUAAUUAUAUGGAUUAUUGGACAUAUAUUGAUUAUUAGAGACAAACACGGAUUAUUGGUGGACCAUAAGAGUUCAUUACGAAUACGGAUUAUUGGUGGACCAUAAUAGUUUUAUUACGAAUACGGAUUAUUGGUGGACCAUAAGAGUUCAUUACGAAUACGGAUUAUUGGUGGAUUAUUGGUGGACCAUAAGAGUUCAUUACGAAUACGGAUUAUUGGUGGACCAUAAUAGUUUUAUUACGAAUACGGAUUACUGGUGGACCAUAAGAGUUCAUUACGAAUACGGAUUAUUGGUGGACCAUAAUAGUUUUAUUACGAAUACGGAUUACUGGUGGACCAUAAGAGUUCAUUACGAAUACGGAUUACUGGUGGACCAUAAGAGUUCAUUACGAAUACGGAUUAUUGGUGGACCAUAAGAGUUCAUUACGAAUACGGAUUAUUGGCGGACCAUAAGAGUUCAUUACGAAUACGGAUUAUUGGUGGACCAUAAGAGUUCAUUACGAAUACGGAUUACUGGUGGACCAUAAGAGUUCAUUACGAAUACAGAUUACUGGUGAACCAUAAGAGUUCAUUACGAAUACGGAUUACUGGUGAACCAUAAGAGUUUAUUACGAAUAGAGAUUACUGGUGGACCAUCAGAAGGUUUUUUAUAUAUUAAUAUGUGUGUAAACUAUUGGAUGGUCAUCGGAGUCAACUAUGAUCAAGCAUGUGUCGAGAACAUGGUUAUUCACACUUUAAAGUUUAAUGUCAAUACUUGUGGUCGUCGAAAGUGGUUAAGUCAUGUAGUAUGUGUGAUGUGAGUACGUGCAUGCAUGGGUGCGUGUGCAAGUGUGUCCAUACGUGUGGGCGUGCGAUCGUCUGGGAGGGUGUGUAACUGUGUGUACGUUUGUAUGUAGUGAUGUAUGAAUAUCUAUAUAUUGUAUAUAUGUCGAGGUUGACUGUUACAUACAUACAUAUUAACGCACUAGCGCAGGGGAUACUUAAAUCCUUUCUGGUCUCACAAAUUGCCCGUAUGGAUGUAUGGAUGUAUGUAUGGAUGGAUGUAUGGAUGCGUGGGUGGAUGGAUGUAUGGAUGUAUGGGACGUUGAUAACAUGUUUUCAAGUCAGUCGUAUUACAUGAAACAUUAUUCAGGAAACGUGGAUACAUUGUUCUCCUUUCCCAACCCUCUCUUGGUAUGAUAAUUUCUGAAUGACCCCAUCAGCAUUGUUACCAGGUAGAAAUAGGUCAACUCAUUGGCGGAUCCGUUUGAAGUGUCCUUUUUUUAAAAUUCAUUAUCCACAAUAUAUAAUACUAAACUGACUUGAAAACUGUCUGUCUGUGUCUCUCUCUCUCUCUCUCUCUCUCUCUCUCUCUCUCUCUCUCUCUCUCUCUCUCUCUCUCUCUCUCUCUCUCUCAUUAGGUAUCUAAAUAUAUACUAUAUUAUCGUGUUGGACAUUUUAGCGACUUCUAAGUCUUUACUUACAUAUUGGUGUUUCGCAAAUGUGUAAACUGCCGUGAUCAUAAUUUUUAAAUCGCUGUACAUUUGUUUUUUCAAAUAUAUAUACUUAUCUUUUUUAUAUUAUGUAUCAGUAAAAAAUACAUUUUCUAUUUUGUAACUAUUACGUUUCUGUAUUUUUGUUUCAAAGCAGACUAUGUUAAAGUUACAUGAAGUGUUAGUGAAUGAACUAGCAUUGUAAAGGUGCCCAAUGGCCGGCCGGAUUCAAUGGUGUUACAGUUAAAGUUACAUUGUCAAUUACCAUAUUAUAACAUCAUGUACAAAUGUGAAAUACAAGCUCAAAUGCACUUUUAAAAAAGUCGUGUGUUUUCGCUAUGCACGGAUAUUGUCAAACGUAUACGCUCGAUUCGUCGCCUGUGCCACCAUAGCUCGGCAAACCACAAACGACAGCCUGUUGUCAGUUUCAGUUAACACGUGCGUU